CUCCGCUGGCAUCGAGCCCAGCUUCCAUUCCCCAACCCCUCCCACAUGACACACACUCUGUUUGGGCAACUGAGACCUUUGGUUUCCUUGGCCUUGUUCCCGAGGGUUUAUUUUCUUUUGUUUGUGAAGAAAGCCUCCCUAAACCCUUCCCUGUGAAAAAAUCACACCACCUCCUGGGCAACUCGCUGUCUUUUGCCACUACAGCAGUACCAUCUGUCUAUGAGGAAAGUGUCUUGCAGGUGGUCCUCUCGUCUUCUCUUAUUUUGACUGCACUGCCUGAGAGAUGGGCAGCCCAGAUUCUUAUCUUCGGAAAGACUGGCAGAUGGUCCGUGGCAUCCCCAUGGUCUGCGCGUUCUCCUUUGACUGGGACAGGAUCGACCGUUUCCAGAGCAGGCCGGAUGAUAUCGUGAUAUCCACGUACCCCAAAUCGGGCACCACGUGGAUGAGUGAAAUUGUGGACUUGAUUAGGAACGAUGGCGACCCCGACAAAAGCAAGCGGGCAAUUUUCAAUAAAGUGCCCAUGCUGGAAUUUGCUGCCCCAGGAAAGAUGCCACCAGGCACAGAACAAUUAACUCAGAUGCCAUCUCCUCGCCUGGUGAAGACCCACCUCCCAAUUGACCUCCUUCCCAAGUCCUUCUGGGAAAAUGGCUGCAAGAUGAUCUACGUGGCUCGCAACGCAAAGGAUGUCGCUGUCUCCUUUUACCACUUUGACUUGAUGAACAAGCUGCACCCAGACCCAGGUCCCUGGGACAACUACCUGGAGGAAUUCAUGGCUGGAAGAGUGGCUUUUGGAUCCUGGUAUGACCAUGUGAAAAGCUGGUGGGAUAAGAGGAACGACCAUCCCAUCCUAUACCUGUUCUAUGAAGACAUGAAAGAGGACCCAAAGCGCGAGAUAAAGAAAGUGGUACAUUUCUUGGGAAAGAACCUGGAAGAUUCUGUUGUGGAUAAGAUUGCCUACAACACAUCCUUUGAACUGAUGAAGGACAAUCCUGCCACAAACUAUAGGAUGGCUCCAGCUGCCGUGAUGGACCACAGCAUCUCCCCAUUUAUGCGCAAAGGGAUCGCUGGAGACUGGAAAAAUCACUUUACAGUAGCUCAGAAUGAGGUAUUUGAUGAAGAUUAUAAGAGGAAAAUGGCGGACACAACGCUGCGAUUCCGAACGGAGAUCUGAAGCCCCGUGUUCUGUGCUUCCGUACCGAACCCACCUGUCAUUUGGUAGACAAUUAAAGAGAAGAAGCAAGUUGCUGACAUGGAUGGUUCUGUGAUACAUGUUUGAAAAAAUGUGUAUGUAGUUUCUGGGAAAGUAUUCAGUGCUGACGGACCAGAUCUCAGGAUUUGCACAAGCAAUCUCUCUCUCUCUCUCUCUCUCUCUCUCUCUCUCUCUCUCUCUCUCUCUCACACACACACACACACACACACACACGGAGAUAGACUCUGAUCAUGUACCAAUAAACCUCUCCUAUACCUCA
Messenger RNA from Podarcis muralis (Common wall lizard), 1469 nucleotides. RefSeq names its product sulfotransferase 1B1-like. The record is from RefSeq and is a predicted model, not a curated record. NCBI's taxonomy places the organism in Eukaryota, Metazoa, Chordata, Lepidosauria, Squamata, Lacertidae. Gene Ontology annotation, molecular function: sulfotransferase activity.